Molecule: messenger RNA, 1542 nt
Organism: Postia placenta MAD-698-R-SB12
Lineage: Eukaryota; Fungi; Basidiomycota; Agaricomycetes; Polyporales; Adustoporiaceae
Exons: 14
Coding region: 1-1542 (513 amino acids)
Molecular function (GO): monooxygenase activity; heme binding; oxidoreductase activity, acting on paired donors, with incorporation or reduction of molecular oxygen
Source: RefSeq, a predicted model, not a curated record
AUGUCCGUGUCGCUGUCUUGGUUGCUUUUGGUUCCAUUGGGCAUCUUGUUCAAGAUGUGGUACGACAAGAAUGCGGGAGCAAGAAGAUCACUUCCUCCCGGUCCGAAGGGUUGGCCUUUGCUAGGGAACGUCAACGACAUUCCUGAAGUUGCCCCUUGGCUGGAUUACGCGGACCUUGGCAAGAUAUAUGGCGGUAUCAUCGGGUUGAAAGUCCUCAGCCAAAGUCUCGUUGUAGUCAAUGAUCUUAGUAUCGCGCACGAACUACUUGACAAGUGCUCGAACAUCACGUCAGAUAGACCGGCAAAUAAGUUGCUCGAUUUCCUCGGAUGGGAGUUCUCGCUUGUCAUUCUGCGGUAUGGCCAGCGGUGGAGGGAUCAACGACGACUCUUCCGCCAGGCAUUCCGGCCAGAAGCAGUGUAUGGCUAUCAACCAAUUAUAACACAGAAAGCUCGCCAACUCCUCUUGAACUUGUUGGACAACCCAGAGGGUUUCAUAGAUCAUGCCAGGAACUAUCCGGCCUCUAUCGUCAUGCGUCUGGUCUAUGGCCACGAGAUCGCUCCUCGUAACGACCGCCUUGUCUACCUUGCUGACAAGGCUGGAGAGAUGGUUGAGUUGCUACUCCUUCCUGGCUUGGACCUCAUCAAAGUGUUCCCCUUUCUGCGUUUCCUCCCUGAAUGGAACUUCUUAACCGGUUUCCCACGAAAGGCACGCAUUUCUCGUGACAUGGUCAAGGAAAUGAGGGACGUCCCGUGGGAUAUGGUCCGUGAUCAGAUGACAGCGGGCACAGCGCCUUCGUCAAUGUCGUCGGACCUCUUGGAAAGGAGCAGCAAGCUGGGAGGGGACAUGUCGAAAGAGGAAGCCACCAUCAAGGACACUGUCUCUAUUGCCUUCGCAGCGGGCACGGAUACGACCGCGGCCACUCUGAAGACGUUCUUGCUCGCGAUGGUCCUGUUUCCCGAGGUGCAGAAAAAGGCUCAGGAGCAGAUCGACAAUGUCGUUGGCCAACGCUUGCCGACAUUCGACGACCGAGACUCGCUACCGUAUGUGGAUGCUAUCUAUCAAGAGACGCAGCGAUGGCACCCUGCUGUCCUCCUCGGUUUUCCGCAUGUUUCUACUGAGGACUGUUCGUACAAGGAAUGGUUCUUACCGAAAGGCACAGUGAUCUUGCCGAACAUCUGGGCCAUGUCUCGCAACGCGGAGCAAUACCCUGAGCCAGAGGAGUUCCGGCCAGAGCGGUAUCUGACACCGAGUGGCGACCGCACAGAAGAGAGCUCAGAGUUUACUUUUGGUUUCGGACGUCGCAUUUGCCCGGGACGACAUGCCGCCGAUGCGUCUUUGUGGCUCGCCAUCAGCAGCAUCCUCGCCAUGUUCUCCAUCGAGAAAGCCAAGGACGAGAACGGCAAGGAGAUCCCCAUCCCGGGCGACUAUGGUGGCCAUGGGCUCUUGCCUCACUCACGAUCUGACUUUGCAGUCGUUCCGUACAAAUGUGUUUUCCGCCCUCGCUUCGAGGGUGCAGAGCAGUUAAUCCGUAGCUCCAAGUGA